AUGUUGCCUGCACUGCUCGUCACGCUGGCGCUUCCUUUCGCUGCGCUGGCGGAACCGCAGCAAAUUCGCUCGGUUGAGGAUCCAAUCUUGCAUUACUACUUGCAGGCCUACUCUGGAAACAAUACCCUCGCCACAGUAGGCCCGGAGACGACGUCCGAGUACUUUACUGUCAACGGAACGAUCCAGUCGACGAAUUCAUCCUUGUACCUGAACGUGGGAAAUGACACGACGUCGUAUAAGACGCUUACCUUUGGGGCUGCUGCUACGAUGAGCGAGUGGACACUCGAGGGAGACACGAUUGUCACGGCAGAAACGAGUAUAUAUGGAAGACAACUGAAUUUCCUCGCCUGCGAGCUGGAUGCGGACUACUGGCAGGUCUACCUCCAGACGGGCAGCGACACGCCGGCUAGUGGGACGUGUAGCAACUAUCAAACACUGCAUCUGCCCUGUAUCUGCUGA
This is a messenger RNA of Cryphonectria parasitica EP155, 459 nucleotides long. RefSeq lists its product as uncharacterized. NCBI's taxonomy places the organism in Eukaryota, Fungi, Ascomycota, Sordariomycetes, Diaporthales, Cryphonectriaceae. The record is from RefSeq and is a predicted model, not a curated record. Bases 1 to 459 code for a protein of 152 amino acids. The transcript has 3 exons.